Molecule: messenger RNA, 1335 nt
Organism: Coprinopsis cinerea okayama7#130
Lineage: Eukaryota; Fungi; Basidiomycota; Agaricomycetes; Agaricales; Psathyrellaceae
Exons: 10
Coding region: 49-1335 (428 amino acids)
Source: RefSeq, a predicted model, not a curated record
CUUUCGACUUGACAUCCACCACGGUCUUCUGCACCUUGUAGCUGCGCCAUGUCAUCUAGAGAGCCUUUGUGGUACUGUCAUGAAUGUAAUGCUGAAAUGAGACCGCUCAUGGUCCCAGACCCAGUCUGUGCAUCGUGUCGUGGAAGCUUUGUGGAGAAGAUUGAAAACCCUGAAGAUGACCCGCGCCAAUUUGCGCACGACGUCCCUCACGACCACGGCGGCCAUGAUCACGAAAUGGGAGCACUGGACCUACUCUUUUCGAUCCAAUCACUCCUUGAUCGUGGAAUAAACCCCAAUCCUCCUGGCUCUCCUCCCAGACCUCGCCCAGACGGAUCACCUUCCAACCGUCGCUUGUCGUUCCAGUUCGCAUCUCGGAACGGCACCACGUCAGUCUCCAUCGGCGGCCCUCCGACAUUAGGACCACUGGGAACCCCGCCACGAAGGGAGAGUGGCAAUGCCGUUCCCACCAUGUCAGGCUUUCUCAGAGGGCAACCUGGCACUGAACGCACAGAAGGACCGCGAACGAUAACGCCCCAAAUGAUGGCGCAGUACCUUCUUGCGUUACUCGAAAGCCGUGAUCCCAUGGCUGCGUUAGGCAUCAUGGGUCCAAUGACAGGAAUCCCAAGUGGAAGAAUGGGUGACUAUGUAUUCAACCAAGAAGCUUUGGAUGAGAUUAUUACCCAACUCAUGGAGCAGUCCAAUGCCCAUCGUCCGGUGCCUGCUACCGAAGAAAUCAUUAAUAAUCUGCCCCGUGAAGUAUUGAUUCUUGGAUCCGCUCUACUCUCAGAAGACUGUGCAGUGUGCAAAGAGCAAUUCAAGGUAGAGACCGAGGACCCGGAGGAGCAAAUUGUCGUGAAGUUACCCUGCAAACACCCAUUCCAUCAACCGUGUAUCAUACCAUGGCUUAAGUCCAGCGGUACCUGCCCAGUUUGCCGUUACGCUCUCGUGCCCCAACCAAAUCAACCCACCUCUCCACGACCCAGUGCAUUUCCCACAGGUGCAUCGGGGUCAUCCUCCAGCCCCGGGCUAAACUCGUCACAAUCAUCGCCGUCUUCCCGAGACGCACCGUCGCCUUCACCUUCCCAGGAAUCACCUCGCCCUGGUGGCGGAGGUUUCCUCCAAAAUCUAUUCAGCCAUCUCACGGGCCCUCUUUCUUCGGGUUCGUCGCCUAGUGCUGGAAGCUCGGGGACCUCCUCUCCUCGCAUGUCGUUUGACGGGUCUCCUCGACACCACCGCCGAACAAGCUCUGACAUGAAUUCAUCACCUCGAGGCCCCGACAACCGUCGACGGGGUCACGACAAUCUUCCCGGUGGUUGGGAAGAUGAUCUUGACUAA